Glycine soja is the source of this 1211-nucleotide messenger RNA. RefSeq names its product bZIP transcription factor 53-like. The record is from RefSeq and is a predicted model, not a curated record. Gene Ontology annotation, molecular function: DNA-binding transcription factor activity; transcription cis-regulatory region binding. Gene Ontology annotation, cellular component: nucleus. Bases 443 to 892 code for a protein of 149 amino acids. Gene Ontology annotation, biological process: positive regulation of DNA-templated transcription. The transcript has a single exon. Lineage: Eukaryota; Viridiplantae; Streptophyta; Magnoliopsida; Fabales; Fabaceae.
UUUUUUUUUUCUCUAUAAAAUCCAACCUAAACACUCUAAGAGAACCUUCUCCCGAUAAACCUUUUUUCACCUUCCCCUUUGUUUCUCAACAUCAUUCCCCAAUUUCCCCUUCUGUAUUGUUUUUCUUCAUUUCUCUUUUUCAAUCCCCGAUUUCCCCCUUCUUCGUUUUGUGUCUUCAUAAUUCAGAUCCUCUCUUCAAUCUAGGGUUCCUGGCUUAACGAAAUCAAAUGUUUAAGGAAGAAUUUCUAUGACGAUUCGCAACCCCAUGCGACGAAUCCGUCUCCUCCACUCCUUUUCCGUCGUCUUCCUCUACUGGUUCUACGUCUUCUCAUGAACUAACCCCCUCUCAAUCCCCUAAUUUCUCCAACAUUUCCCCCUUUUUCUAAUUAAUCAGAUCUGCAAAACCCUAAUUUCCCUAACCCUAACGAAACCCCCAAAUCCAAUGGCUUCGAUUCAACGCCCGGCGAGUUCGGGAUCGUCGGAGGGAGGAGAUCCGGUGAUGUACGAGAGGAAGAGGAAGCGUAUGGAGUCGAACCGCGAGUCCGCCCGGCGAUCGCGGAUGAAGAAGCAGAAGCAGCUCGAAGACCUAACCGACGAAGUGAGCCGAUUGGAAGGCGAGAACGCGCGUUUGGCGCCGAGCAUAAAAGUGAAGGAGGAAGCGUACGUUGAGAUGGAGGCCGCCAACGACAUCCUCAGAGCACAGACCAUGGAACUCGCCGACCGGUUAAGGUUUCUGAACUCCAUUAUUGAGAUCGCCGAUGAGGUCGGCGGCGAAUCCUUCGAGAUUCCGCAGAUUCCGGACCCUCUCUUCAUGCCCUGGCAGAUCCCCCACCCUAUGAUGGCAACGCCGCCUGACAUGUUCUUCCAUGGAAAUGAAGGCCUGUUUGCUUGAUAGUACUUCUAAUUAGGUUUAUUGUUGAUGUUCGUUCCCUAGUGUUGUUGGUGAAUAAAGAAAGGGAAUGGUGGUGUAUGGUGUUAAUUAAUGAGUCAUAUCGCGUGUUGGUGUGCUUUUUGUGUGUGUGUGUUUUAGAUCCGUGACUAUGUUUUGUGUAUGCAGUAUCGUUACAUGGUUGAACGUAUCUGCUUUGUUACAGUGACUGGUAUUGUGGUGUUGCAAGUUGCGGUUGUUUGUAUGAAAGUCUAAAAUUGAUUUUGAAGGGAAGGGAAUUAUGCUUAGAUAUUUUAUUAUAAAAUCAAAGAAACUUUUCAAA